AUGGCUUCUUCAGAUCUUCAAAAACAGGUUGGCCAGCUCUUCGCGGUGGGGUUUCAUGGCUGCACCCCAAGUCCCGAAAUCAAGACUUUGAUUCAUGACUACCACGUUGGAGGCAUCGUCCUCUUCUCACGCAAUUUUGAGAAUGCAGAACAGCUUCAGGCCUUGACACUGGCUUUACAGAAUGAAGCCAAAUUAGCUGGACAUGAGCGACCACUGUUGAUCGGAAUUGAUCAGGAGAAUGGACUGGUCACUCGAAUUUCUCCCCCGAUCGCUGCUCAGGUACCAGGCCCGAUGGCGCUCGGCGCCACGCACGACCCAGAGUGCGCCUACAGUGCGGGGAAAGCCACGGGGGAAACCCUCAGUUUCUUCGGGAUCAAUAUGAAUUAUGCACCAGUGUGCGAUAUCAACUCGGAGCCUCUAAAUCCUGUUAUUGGUGUACGCAGCCCUGGCGAUGACCCUGAAUUCGUGGGUCGAUUUGCGAGUGCGGCUGCGCGGGGUCUGCGGGAAUAUAACAUCAUCCCCAGUGUAAAGCAUUUCCCAGGUCAUGGUGACACGGCUGUUGACUCGCAUUAUGGAUUACCGGUAAUUCCCAAAACGAGGGAUCAGCUGGAGCGUUGCGAGUUGAUUCCCUUUAGACGGGCUGUCGCUGAAGGCAUCGAAACCGUCAUGACAGCUCAUAUCUCGCUGCCCUGUAUCGAUCUCACGCGGCCUGCAACACUUUCUCCUGAUGUUAUGGGGAUUUUGCGCAAGGACAUGGCCUAUGAUGGUAUGAUAAUCACAGACUGCCUGGAGAUGGAUGGAAUCCGCUCCACAUACGGGACAGAGGAAGGCUCGGUGCUAGCGUUGCGCGCUGGUAGCGAUAGCAUCAUGAUCUGUCAUACCUUUGAUGUGCAGGUGGCUUCGAUCAAGAGAGUCUGUGAAGCAAUAAAGUCCGGCACAAUCGAUCAAGCCCGAUUGGCAGAUGCUUGUCGCCAUGUCGCUACGGUAAAGGACAAGUUUUUGAACUGGGACGCUGCUCUUCGGCAAUCCAGUCUCGCAGACCUGAGCUCCCUCAACAAUAGAAUUGCCGAAACGACUAUGGAUAUAUAUUCCCGAUCGACCACGCUCGUUCGUGACAAGAAUGUUGGUGGCGCUGUCGACGGCGAAGGAACAGGGAGGUCAGGAUUAUAUCAGUCCAGCAAAUAUCUUGAUGUGCUGCGGCAGCAUAACAAUUCCAUCGCUGAGCUCAGAUACGGGGCGAGUGGUCUGACUUCGGAGCAAUGGCGAUCCCUUGAAGUCGCCGAUGUGGUGAUUUUCACUUCGCUCAAUGCGAAAGAGUCGCCAUACCAGGAGUCGCUAGGUCUGAAACUUGCUGAACGUGUUCGUUCGUUGGUCCAUAUUGCUGCCUGUAACCCUUAUGACUUCCUUGAUGCUCCUAGUGUCAAGACUUAUAUCGCCACAUACGAGCCGACCAUCGAGGCAUUUUCUGUGGCUGCCGAUAUCAUGUUCGGAGCACUAGUCCCGACAGGCGCUCUUCCCGUGGGAACUAACGCUUUGACAAAAACCUCCGCGGUAGUAAUGCCAUUUGACGCACAAAGAGAUCUGGAUGAUGUGGUCGAAGUCUGGGCUGCAGCUCUGCCGACCUACCUUGUUCCCACUGAAAGUUUACGGUCUUUGAUAGUAUGCCCUCAUGGCCACCAUUUCAUCGCGCGCAUUGGGUCGCAGGUAGUAGGCUUCUGUCUGGCUUACACAGAUGCCCACAGUGCACCAAGCACCGUGUAUAUCGCAGUUCUGGCCGUGUCACCAAGAUAUCAACACCAAGGCAUUGGAAUUUCCCUCCUAGAAGAAACGAGAGCAUACUUCCGGGCAACCUUUGGCUUCAAUAAUGUGAAGCUGGGCAGCUCAUUCCCCCGCUUUUGGCCCGAAUCAGUGCAGCAUUUCUUCACUCACCGUGGUUUCCGACUCAGUCCUCCCAGUGCCCGAUCGGUUGAUUUGUACCAGGAUAUUCGGAACUUCCAGUCGCCAGAGAAGUAUAUCACUCGUGCCCGGGAGCGAGGCUUCCGCUUCGCGCCAUUAAAAUCCGAAGAUUACGAGGCCUGUAUAGUUGGCCAAAGAAGGAACUUCUCUAAGAAUAGGAGCUGGGUGGAGGCAUACGUCACAUUACAUCCCGACAAGUAUCCGGAUAGUGUGAUGACAGCGUUCGACUCCCAAGGCCAGCAGGUCGGCUGGACGUUAAUGCUUGGUCCAUCGGAUGCUCUAAACACGUCUUGGGCAUUCCCCCAAACCUGUGGUCCUAACACAGGGCUGAUCGGUGCCGUGGGAAUUGACGAGUCCCACCGGAAGUAUGGUAUUGGGUUGGCAUUGAUCUGUCAUGCAAUUGAAAACAUGAAGCAACGUGGCAUUGAAGGCGUCUUCGUAGACUGGGUUGCGCUCGACGGGUGGUAUGAGCAGGUUGGUUUUAAGACUUGGCGAAGCUACAGACCCGGAGAACUUUGA
Molecule: messenger RNA, 2475 nt
Organism: Penicillium mononematosum
Lineage: Eukaryota; Fungi; Ascomycota; Eurotiomycetes; Eurotiales; Aspergillaceae
Exons: 6
Coding region: 1-2475 (824 amino acids)
Biological process (GO): peptidoglycan turnover; carbohydrate metabolic process
Molecular function (GO): hydrolase activity, hydrolyzing O-glycosyl compounds; acyltransferase activity, transferring groups other than amino-acyl groups
Source: RefSeq, a predicted model, not a curated record